AAGUAAUUAAGUAAACAUAAUUUUUUUUAUACUUUCUGGAUUGCCCUGUGGCUCGUGCUUUAUGGGAUCAUGUAGGUCUUGAACAUCUAGGAUAAGGACUCCCACGUCAUACCAUUCCUCUAUUCCUAAAUCGGCUAAUGGAUUGUAUUCAUCGACUACCGGUCUUUAUGGCGGUUGUUGCACUCCUUUGGCGGAUAUGGCGACCAUAAUUGGGUGGUUUUUUAGGGCAAGCAAUUUGGAAUACCUGCGCUGAUGCGCCAAUUCCACCAGCAGUAUCAGGAAUGGAGCCGCUUGCCGCUACCCCCUAGGGGUUGGCCACCAGUCCCACAGACUGAUUUGAGUAACGGCGGGGAUCCGAGCUCGGUCAUUUGCUUGUGGGAUGGGGCUACGCGUUGUGGGUUGCAUUCCGCGGGGGGUAUAGUUCUUCUGACGCCUAGUGGGCAGGUCCUUCUGGAAACUGGGGUUCAAUUUGAGGAUAUUGAUGAAUCCAUGCUUGUCGAGCUCAUUGCUCACCGAGAGGUUAUUCUUUGGUGUCUUGCGAAUGGCUUUGUGGAGGUUAGAUUCCAUGGGAAUGCCAAGGUUAUCAUCGAAAAAAUUCAACAAGCUUAUACUAGAGAUAGUCGUUUGGGGAUCAUUCUAGAGGACGUCUGCAGGUUAUUGGUUGCUCAUUCUGGGUUUAGUGUGCGAUAUGUAGGUCGGCGUAAUAAUAGGGAAGCCCAUUUGGUGGCUAGAAAGGCCAUCUCUUUGUACUCGACUUCAUGUAGUUCUUUUGCUUUCUUGUCCUGGUUAAAUUCUAGGGUGUAACGAUCUUUUUGCUCAAUCAAUAUAAUGAUUAUCUGUUGUAAAAAAAAAUUCUUAAAACUUACUGCUGAUAAGAGAACUUGUGAGUUAAAACAAACAAACAAACUCAGUUUUCAAUAAUCUAACUAAUAUCUAUCAUAAUGGGGCUAGAAACAUGGGAUUUGAUCCCAGGCAAUAGAAACGUAGUUAGGGAUGGCAACAUAAUUCGAACCCACGUGUACCCUACCAGACCCAAUUCGGUCAUCGCGGAUAAAAUCCACAUUGACGGAUUAUGAGUCAGGUGCGGGUUUAAACCCAUUUACUGUUUUAGGGGUUGGCUUGGGUUCAAGUUUAGCUAUAUCCAACCCACUCCAACCCGUACUCAUCCCCGGCCACAAAUCCCUUACCAAGUAUUGUUUGAAUGUGUACUUUGUGUUUUGGUUUUGGUUGGAGUUUUUUUAUAGUGAAUAGUUAACUAAGUUUAUGGUUUUGGUUGAAUUUAGAAUUUGGAAAGUGUGCUUUGCAUAUCUCUGUCCUGAAUGUGAUUGUGUUUUGAAUGAAUUUGGAAGAUGUGAAGUUACUUAUAGGAAUUUUAAUACUUGUUGUGAUAUGAUAUUGUUGGCUACCAUUUUUGCUCACUUCACUUGCUAUUUUAUUUGCUCACUUUAUUUAAUAUUUUAAGCAAUAUAUCUUCCUUAAGCAACUAAUCUUUCUUAUGUUUAUGGAGAUAUGUAUAAUUUGUUCUUUCUAAUUGUGUAGAAUGAAGUUUAUAUUAUGGAGUGGAGACUGAAGAAGCUUAUUUGAUGAGGAGGAAGAAGCUUUCAAUUAACCUGUUGUUUAUGGAUGUUUAUCUUAAAUGUUGAACAAUUUGUGUUUUGCUUGUAUGGUCUAGAUUGUUUUUUUAGAUAAUUUGUAUGAGAAGAAUGAUUGUAGACUUUUAUUUUAACGAGAACUUGUUAUUGUGCAUUUUUUGCCACAAAAACACAUGGGUAUCCAUAAACCCGCGGAUACCUAGCGUGUUGGGAUGAGUUUGAGUUUUCCAAACCCAAUGGAUUUUACCCCGGUGUUUUUGGUGGAUAUACCCAUGAAAAGCCCAAACUAGCCCAUUGCCAUCACUAAACGUAGCCCAUUCAGUUUCUCCUUGAUGGAUGACUUGUUGGGAAUCAAACUCCAGUCUCCUGGCCCUGGGUGAAAAAUAGCUGAAUCACUAAAGGUCACCCUAACUAAAAUAAUAAAUUACCUAUAUACCCUCCAAUUAAAUUUCGAAAUUUAGACAAACCAAACAAUCCCUAACUCCUCAAACCCAACCCCUCGUCUGCCUUCUUCCCGAAUCAGUCUCGGCGCACCAGGCCGCCGAAACCUUUCUCGUCGUCGUCGUCUCUCGUUCCCGACCAAAAUUUUCAAAAUAACACUCAACCUAAGGCAAGUUGCGGUUGGUCCAAGGUGCAACCGCAGCUCACUUGCGGUUCCACCAUGGGCCAACCGCAUGUCACUUGCGAUUACACCAUGGACAAACUGCAUGUCACUUGCCAUGGUGCAACUGCAAGUGACCUACAGUUCCCUUUUUUAAAAUAAUUUUUGGAGUGAAUUUUACCUCGUCGGAGUCUCUACUCAUGAUUCAGACGUCCUAUGGAAGAUUUUGGCUCCAGAAUGACAAUGGUGGAUUAUUUCUCUCUUGGAUAAUAUUUUUUUUUUCUUUGCUUAGCCUAAAUAGUAUUUGUUUGCUAUAGAGAAAGUAAAGAAGCUAAAAGGUCUAACAUUGAUAUUUUUUAGGGCGAUCUUUAGCAAUUUUAAUGACGACCUUUAGCAACUCUCAAAAUAGAUAUCCUAACCGCUGGACCAUAAUGGAAUCUAUGCAAGAUGUCUACAAAAUAUAUAAUAGCAAAACAUGAGUGACAUUUUCAGAGAUUUGAAAAUGGAGACCUCUGAGUGAUAUUUUCGGAUGUCCUCUUUCGUCAUUUCACACUUGUUAAAUGAAAUUGUGCGUUCAUU
Molecule: messenger RNA, 2772 nt
Organism: Linum trigynum
Lineage: Eukaryota; Viridiplantae; Streptophyta; Magnoliopsida; Malpighiales; Linaceae
Source: the annotation of a GenBank genome assembly